ACCUAAUCUUCAAGUCCGCGCUUAUUUUCUCCCUAUACACUCGCUCGUUUUCUUUCUUCUCUCUCCAUUCUUUUUGGUGGUACUGCGAACCCUACUCUCUCUCUGGUUAUCUUCUCUGUCUAGGGUUUUAUCCAUCUUCCCCACCUUUUUUUUUUCUCUUAAAUCUUUCUCUACUAUACAAUUUUUUGUAUUUCUCUUGUUCGAUUUAGUUUCUCUCUCUAGAUUAGAUUUCUUUCGGUCUCGAUCUUUAAUAGCUUGAAAUGGAGUUCGGAGUUGCUCGAAAGAGAGGGAGGCAUGAAGCUGCCUUGAAUGGCAAUGGUGGUUUCAAGAAAUCCAAACAAGAAUCGGAGUUUCCAACUGGUAUAGGAAGCAAAUCGAAGCCAUGCACAAAGUUUUUCAGCACUUCUGGGUGCCCAUUUGGUGAGGGAUGCCAUUUCUUGCAUUAUGUUCCUGGUGGCAUUAAAGCUGUGUCUCAGAUGAUCGGCAGCAAUCCAGCUCUUCCACCAGCUGCCAGGAAUCCGGUGGUCCAGCCAUCUUUUCCAGAUGGUUCAUCUCCUCCAGCUGUCAAAACCCGUUUGUGCAACAAAUACAACACAGCUGAAGGCUGCAAGUUCGGUGACAAAUGCCAUUUUGCCCAUGGCGAGUGGGAGCUUGGCAGGCCAACAGUUCCAUCCCAUGAAGAUCCUCGUUCCAUGGGACCAAUGCCAAGCAGGAUGGGUGGCCGGAUGGAGCCACCACCACCGCAAGGAGCUGCAGCCAGCUUUGGGUCCUCUGCCACAGCCAAGAUCAGUGUUGAUGCUUCGCUUGCUGGAGCUAUCAUUGGAAAAGGUGGUGUGAACUCGAAACAGAUUUGUCGUGUGACUGGGGCGAAGCUUUCCAUAAGAGAGCAUGAAUCAGAUCCUAACCAGAGGAACAUUGAGCUUGAGGGUACAUUUGAUCAGAUCAAGCAAGCUAGUGCAAUGGUUCGUGAACUAAUAAUGAACGUUGGUUCAGCCUCAGCACCUCCUGCAAAGAAUAACCCUGCAAUGUCAGGAGGCUAUGCUCCUGCGAGCAAUUUCAAGACAAAACUUUGUGAGAAUUUCACGAAAGGGUCCUGUACCUUUGGGGAAAGGUGCCACUUUGCGCACGGAGCUGAUGAUAUGCGCAAGCAGCAGGGGAUGUGAACACACCUUUUCUGCCUCUUGCUCUGUCAUCUCCUUUGUUAGAACAAACUCUUGUUAUGGUUAUUAGUUGUUUGUUUGUUUUUUCGGUUUUAAAGACGAGACAGAGAUUGCAGUAUCAAGAGUUCUCUAGGUAAUGCUAUUUUGGGAUUUAAGUGA
This is a messenger RNA of Cornus florida, 1319 nucleotides long. RefSeq names its product zinc finger CCCH domain-containing protein 14-like. The record is from RefSeq and is a predicted model, not a curated record. The transcript is spliced from 3 exons. The coding region runs from base 261 to 1163 and encodes 300 amino acids. Gene Ontology annotation, molecular function: metal ion binding; mRNA binding. NCBI's taxonomy places the organism in Eukaryota, Viridiplantae, Streptophyta, Magnoliopsida, Cornales, Cornaceae.